Saprolegnia diclina VS20 is the source of this 5417-nucleotide messenger RNA. RefSeq lists its product as hypothetical. The coding region runs from base 184 to 5382 and encodes 1732 amino acids. The record is from RefSeq and is a predicted model, not a curated record. The transcript has a single exon. Lineage: Eukaryota; Oomycota; Saprolegniomycetes; Saprolegniales; Saprolegniaceae.
UCGUGUCGGAGCGCAGGUCUUGGACAGCGUCGGGUAUGAGAACAAGCAGCAACGAUCGCUUCAGCCCGUUCGGUCCAACACUUCUGCGCCAUUGUCUUCAUAUCAUCGGUUGCGCUUCCGUUUCGGCGCUGAUAAUAGCUGGCGCGACUGCCUUUUUAUCAGUCGCCAACUCACCAGAGCAGCAUGCUGUGGUCGCUGGCAGCGCUUCGUCAAACGCGGCUCUAUGACGGUGUCGGCCUGACAUACGUGGUUGGCUCUGUUUUGCUCGGCCUCGCCGCGCUCUACAUGUUGCGCCCGUACAUGGAGAACGACUACUUUUGGCCGGGCCUCUUUGCGUCCAACGUCUCGACGCUGGUCGCGACGACGUUCAAUUUGGAGCUCACGCUGCUGCCCGUGCAAGCGCCUUCGUCAACGCCGUUGGAUCUCAUAGCGCGCCACCUCACGUCCUCGGACGAGGCUGGGCAGCUCGCCGCGUACGCGCGCAAGCUCGUGUACGAGGAGCUGACGACCGCUGAGGCCGCGAUCGUCGGUCUCCGGCGCCUCGAGACGCAAAACAUCAUCUUUAUGGUGGCGCAGUACUGCUGGGUCGACUUUGAGAAGCGCUGGGUCAUGGCCCACACGGCGGCGCGGGCAGCGCGCUGCUGGGCGCGCGAUGUUAACAACGGCGCCGUGUACUUGGAGUCGGUCGCGCGCAACACGCCGUUCCGCCGCUGGGUCGAGAGCACGCAAGGCAUGUUUGACGUGCGCAUCGGCAACGCAGUCCGCAGCGUGAGUCCUAUGGACGGUCCAACGUGGCUCGACACGAUGCUCGACCGCAAGUGGAGCACGCUCGAUGAAGAAGUCGGCGUCUGGGCAGACGCGGGCGUGACUAGAUUUGCACUCCAGUACGCCAACCAAUUCCAGAUCGGCAUUGACGAGACGAUCACGAUCCAAAAUGCACUCGGCCUCUCGUCCACCUUUCGGCUCAAGUCGCUCGCGGCGUGGCACCGCGAUGCGCUCUGGACGACCGACUACAUGUAUGCCGGGCUCCAAAAUGACUUCAACGCCAUUGGCGCCAACCAGAGCCUCGUGCUCAACUCGACGCUCUUCUUUGGCGCGUUUGACCCGACGCAGCUCGAGUACUACAACCUCGGGUACCCACUCGCGCCCGUGUACGCCGCCGCGCACGACGCCCUGGGCUUCCUUGCCAACAUUGAUCUGCGCUGGGUGCCACUGCCGAAGGACCUCAACCUUGCCGUCCAGCGCUUUCGCGCGCUCGUCUUGCACGCGCUGGAGACAACACCGGCCUUUGCGACUGCAUUCGCAGCGAUCCCGAGCCUCACGCUGCACCCGACACCGCCGCAAUGGACCAAGACCUCGCUGCGCUUCUACGGCGGCAGUCCCAUGUGCGGGUAUGUGAGCGCCACGGACUUUGUCCAAGAGUCGUUUGGCUUUGACGAUGCGUGCGGCACCCAGCGCCGCCUCAGCGUGGGACUGACGCCCAUGAGUGCGCUCUUCGCAACUGCUUUGACUGCCACGACUGCGCAGCCGAUUUGCGCCCUUGCGCUGCCCGACGAACAGGCACUGUGCUACGACCUUCUACGGGCUGCGACUGCCGCCAAGACAAUCCUCGGUUCAUUACCCAACGACCUGCAAGCGUCCAGUGCUUUGACGCUGGACAUUCGCCUCUUGCAGUUUGUGCAAGAUGGAGCCAACCCACUCCACCUCCAGACACAAGCCAUUUUGGAGCCGUCGUGGGCCUUCUUUGGCCAUGGGAUGCUGUACGACUGGGCCAUGAACCAGCGCGAAGUCGUCUCGUUCGAAGGCGACGUCGCCUCGUACACUGUCAUGUCAUACGCUACGCCCGGCGUCGCGCUCCCCGCACCGCCCGCCACGCUGAGCCUCGGCAUGUACAUGUGGUACUGUGCUGUGAUUGUGUCGGCUGCGAUCGCCGGUGUCGGGCUUCUCGUCGUCCUCCUUUUCAGUGUACAUCGGCCGCGCGGCAGCGACUGGUUCGUCUUCAACCGUGUCGUCUCGGCCGUCUGGUCGAACCGAUCGCUGCUCCUUACGCGCGCGUUUGCUUGCAGCUUGAGCCUCGGCACGGCCCCCGUCAAGAGCAGCGCGUCACAGCGCCUCGUCGACUCGCACCGGUCGCUGUACGAGUCGAGUCUCUUUGCCGGCGAGUCGGUCUGGAUCACGUACGUUGUCCAAGAUGUGUUUACGCCACUGACGCUCCACGGCACGCGCACGUACGCUCCGUGGAGCUCCCAUCUCGCGUUUCUCAUUGUCUUCCUCCUCGACGUCCUAUCGCCCGUCAACGUCGACGCGACCUUGCGCCGCGACUGCUACUUGGUCAAUAUGGACCGCAACGUCUUCUGCAAUAGUGGCCACAUUGUCCUCGGGUCCUGGCAACGUGUGCUCACCGUGCUCGUCGUCAACGUCGGCGUCGUGCUUGUCGGCAUCCUCUUCGAGCGCUGCGUGCUCGCAUCGGGCGAGGUACCCGAGCCAUCGCUCCUGCUCUCGUCGGCCGCGGUGGCCUACUUGCAGCCACCACCCCCCGAGCAGACGUGGGAAGCGAGCUUGAACCCGGUCACGGCCUUUAUGGCGGGCGUCGUCAACAUCAAGCAGCUCGGGUGGUUUGACAUCAAGCUCUGGCGCUUCAUCAACAACGAAAAAACGCGGCUCGCGGCCGCCGAUAUGUUGCCCCAAUCGAUCAAGUUGGAGAAGCGGGACGACCAGCGGCAGACGUCGUACCUCUGGAAGGUGCGCGUGCGCUACAACAGCGUCGUCAUUGCGGUCGCGCUACUGUUUAUGGCCAUGACGUUCACGAGCAACAUCCUCUAUCUCGAGCUCGCGCAGUCGUUUCUGGCCAACGACUUUGGCUGGGAGGGCUUUGCGGCCACGGGCGUGUAUGCAUUCGUCGCCAACCAGUUCAACGAGCAGCUGCUCUUGCACGGCAACAGCACUCCACUGCCAUUUGAAGUGGCGUCUGUCGACUUUAGCGACUGGCGACAGCGCUACAACGACUCGUCCGCGACCAUCAUCUCGAGCUUUCACGCGCCGCGGCGCCAGCUCUUGGAGCCGUCGAUGCCACUCAGCACCUUUGUGGUCGGGCUUCGAAGUCUCAACCCGUGCAAAUUACCGUGGAUGUCGACGCAGUUGUGCUGGGUCGAUUUCGAAAGAACGUGGUCGCUCGCGAGCUCCAGCCGCCGCGUAGCGCGCUGCCAGGCGCAGUACACGACCAACGGCGCCGUGUACCUCGAGACAGCCCUACGCAACAUCCCCGAUCGCCAAGCGUGGGAGUCGUGCUGGGGGACGUCGUUUGAGAUUGGCAUAGGCCGCGUCCUGCGAGCGACCAACCACGGCCAGCGCUGGCUGGCCGACACGGCGGCCGUCGCGACCAGCGUCGAGGACGAGGUCGCUUACUGGGAACGCCAUGGCAUCGCGGCCUUUGCAUUUCGGUGGCAAAACUACAAGACACUGGGGCUACUCGACUCGAUCGAGGUGACGUCGGCGCUGGGCUACACGCAGCCGCUCGCGAUCAGCCACUCGGUCGGGGCGUACCACAUGAACACGCAGACGUCACUGCGCUUUUACUGGACGUUUGCGAGCGACCUCUGGGCCAUCGCAACGAACGCGACCUUGCUCAGCGGCAAGAGCCUCAUCUACGGCGAUGCCGACUUUGCCUUUGCCAACGUGAGCAGUCAGAGUGUCUUGCAGCAGAAUCUAACCAUCAUCGCGCCGCUCUCACCAGGGUUGCAGUCGCUCCACGACUCGCUCGGGCCGUUUGGCUCGAUCGACAUGGUGUUCGUUACGUGCCCCAGCGCACUGCGUACGAUGUACGGGCGCUAUCUCAGCUCGCUCUCGGCGCUUCUGCUCUCGAAUGCGACCGCGCGCACUGCUUUCGCAGAACUGCCGAGCUGGCCAUUCGUCCUCCCCGUGCCAACGUCGCUCAUGUACAACGCGUCGAUCGCGGUCGUUGGCGGCAAUAUGAUGUGCGGCGACGAUUGCCCGCCCUACCCCGCCUACUAUGGUCUCUACCGCCCGUUUGGGAUGACGAACCCGUGUCACGCGAUCUUCAGCGACAACAUGGCCACGUCCAACGCAGAGCUCAUCUUUGCGUUUCUCGGGCUCUAUGCCAACCACGCCAACGUUGCGAUCGCCGACAUUUGCGGCUUGAACGCGGCGGGCUCGGGGUGUCCCGUUGUCUUUGAAAAGUUGUCUCAGUUUGCUAUGGACGUCAACGCCACGGCCUUUGCACCCCUCGCGCCGGUCGCCCACGAGCUCCAGCGUCUCGUGCUCGCACCCGAACUCAACGUCUCGGCGGUGCAGUACAUUGCGCUCAACGGUGCUGCCGCCGCGUCGCUCUUCACCAUCAACCUCCUCGACCCGAGCGAUGUGCCGUGGACGUUUUUCGGGUGGUGCUACCUCUUUGAGUGGGUCGCUGGUCAUCGGGAAGUCGUGGCAUUUCAAGGUGACAGCGGCGCGGUGGCCGCCAUCUCGGCCCGCACCGCGCCGCGCACCAUGGCGCCCGACCCGAGCGCGAUCCCCGUCACGUUUUCAUCGCUCUCGCAGGCCGGCAACUUGUACAUUUCGUACAUUCUCAUCUGCAUCGCCGGCUCGAUCGCGCUCCUCAUUCUGACGUCGCCGACGCGGGACGUGGAAGGCAUGAACCUCUUUGCGCUCAACCGCAUCAUCGGCCACGUGUGGGCCGGCCGCACGUUCCUUGUCCUGCGCUCGGUCACCGCCAUGUGGAUGCUCAACACAAGUCCGUUGAAACUCCUUCAAGUCGAUAGCGUCACGCGCCUCGACUCGCCGCCGCUCACGUGGUACAUGACGAUCCUGGCCGCGUCCGAAGCGUCCUGGCUUGUCUACGUGCUCAACGACGUCUUUAGCUGCAUCACGCAGCAGUACACGUCGCUCUACGCUGGCCGGAGCUCGCUCGGUACGACCAUUUCCGUCACGAUCUGGACGUUCUUGCACCCGCAGCACUACGCCGCCGCGCUGCACCGCCGCUGUGACCUCGUCGACGUCGACUUUGAGCUCCACUGCGUGAGCGGGUCGAUCGCGCUCGGCGAUCCGCUCCGGCUCGGCGUCCUCUGCGGCAUUGCGCUCGCCAACAUUAUCGUUUGGUACCAACUCGCCAAAUGGUAUGCGCCGCACCAGCCGUCGGUGCCGAUCGAGACGCUCCUGCUCUCGUCGCAGAGCUUUUACCUCAUGCACUGGCACGACCGGGAGCGCGACGGCGUCUACUACCUCGACACCAUGUCGGCCGUCAUGGCCGGUCUCCUCUCGCUCUCGCACAAGAACCGUCGGUAUGUCUUUGACGUCAAGGCGUGGCGCCUGCUCGUGCUGCCGCCAGCCUCCGCCAUGCCCCACGCCAUUCCGCUCUCGCACCACUAGCCGCCAUAAAUAAUAGCACAUCAUGUUGUAUACAG